This is a messenger RNA of Acanthosepion pharaonis, 1029 nucleotides long. The record is from the annotation of a GenBank genome assembly. NCBI's taxonomy places the organism in Eukaryota, Metazoa, Mollusca, Cephalopoda, Sepiida, Sepiidae.
AUGUCCGAAAAUAUAGUCGGUCGUGGUGAAAUGAAGUAUUUGUAUCCUUCUUCAACUCUUGACAAUUUUGCUGUUACAACCGGUAUAUCUAUCUAUCUAUCUAUCUAUCUAUCUAUCUGGUUAGUUAUCUAUCUAUCUAUAUCAAUUUGUUCAUAUCUAUCUAUCGAUCGGUCUAUCUCGCGUUCAUUCACAUUUAUCUAUCCAAGCAGGUUUUUACCCUAUCUAUCUAUCUAUCUAUCUAUCUAUCCCAGUUUGUUCAUUUCUUUUAUUAAUUAUUUUUCUUUGUUUCUUUGUGUGUUUCUUUCUUUUUCUUUCUUUCUUUCUUUUGUUUUUUUUUUGUUUUUUGUUUGUUUCUUUCUUUCUUUCUUUUUAUCCCAGUCUUUUCAUUUCUUUUCUUCUAUCUAUCUAUCUAUCUAUCUAUCUAUCUAUCUAUCUAUCUAUCCCAGUCUAUUCAUGUAUUUUAUUUAUUUUCUUUAUUUAUUUCCCAAUCUGUUCAUUUCUUUUAUUUUUUCCUUCUAUCUAUCUAUCUAUCUAUCUAUCUAUCUAUCUAUCUAUCUAUCCCAGUCUAUUCAUGUAUUUUAUUUAUUUUCUUUAUUUAUUUCCCAAUCUGUUCAUUUCUUUUAUUUUUUCCUUCUAUCUAUCUAUCUAUCUAUCUAUCUAUCUAUCUAUCUAUCUAUCUAUGUUAGUCUGCACAUAACUGUCUAUCUCACAUACCCGGUUAAAAUUUAUCUUUCAUUUUUAUCGAUUAAACUCGCUAUCUAUCUAUCUAUCUAUCUAUCUAUCUAUCUAUCUAUCUAUCUAUCUAUCUAUCUCAGUCUGUUCAUAUCUAUCUAUCUCAGUCUGUUCAUAUCUAUCAUAUCUGGCAUUUCGCAGAUGGCAUCCGUUCUUGACCGUUACGAGUGGACAACGUGUUCCUGCUAUGAAAACGUGAGAUCAUCCCUUACAAUCUGUGGCGAUUUCAAUCAUUUAAUCGACCGCCAGCCCACUGUUCUUCCUUCUCUUCUCACUGGGGUUUUUCUCUAUCUGUGA